Messenger RNA from Cryptomeria japonica (Japanese cedar), 531 nucleotides. Its product is annotated as MFS-type transporter clz9-like. Lineage: Eukaryota; Viridiplantae; Streptophyta; Pinopsida; Cupressales; Cupressaceae. Gene Ontology annotation, cellular component: nucleus. The coding region runs from base 1 to 531 and encodes 176 amino acids. Gene Ontology annotation, molecular function: DNA binding. The record is from RefSeq and is a predicted model, not a curated record. The transcript has a single exon.
AUGGCCAACAGAAAUGGGGCAAUGAGGGUGCUUGCAAGGAAAGGAAGCCAGAAUGUGUCUCAUAUACUUUUAAAGAGUCAUGAGUGGAUCACGAUUAUUUGUUGCGUUAAUGCUUCCAGACAAAGCAUUCCAGUGUUCUACUUGUUCAAAGGCAAGAGGCAGAUACAAAUUCACAUAGCUAAAUGCGAACUUGGUGCUUGCAUGGCAACGCAACAACAUGCGUGGAUGACUAAUGAACUAUUCAUGAGUUGGUUGCAACACUUCAAGCACUCCAUCCCUGGGGGUGUAUCACCAACGAAAAGGUGCUUGUUGAUAUUCGACGACCACGACAACCAUGUUGCAUUGCCAACCAUCGAGGAGGCAAGGAUGUUGGGCAUAGACUUGCUGACAUUGCCAGCUCACACAUCUCACAAAUUGCAGCCACUCGAUGUGAGUGUAUUCUCUCCAUUCAAAACAUACUUCAAAUCAGAAAGAGCCACCUGGAUAGCAAGGUUCCCUAAUCUGGAAAUCGGGAGGGCUGAAUUGGCAUAA